Molecule: messenger RNA, 294 nt
Organism: Cooperia oncophora
Lineage: Eukaryota; Metazoa; Nematoda; Chromadorea; Rhabditida; Trichostrongylidae
Source: the annotation of a GenBank genome assembly
AUGGCAAAAUGGAUGAUGGAGAACGAUAAGGUUCUCUACUUCGAUGUCCGACCGUACUGCUGCUGUUGUCACUGUCUCCCUGGAAUGAGGCCAAAUCCGACAAAGGUACGACGGUUAACAUAUUUUGUGAGACAGUCUCCUCUAGUACGAGUUUUUCUUCAAGUCAUCAUAGUGAUUCUCAGUGUCGAAGGCAUUUCCGAUGGAUCAGCAGUUCUUCAAAUCCUGAACGGUCUUGGAGUCGCCUCCACACUAAUCGCUGUCUUCAUAUGUCAUGUGAUUGUAACAGCAACUCGG